GCGUCAGAGCGCAUGCCCCGCCCCGUGACCGUGGCUGUGACCGAGGGCUGCGCGGAGGCCGCGGAGCGGCGGCAGCAAUGGGGGAGGAGGUGACGGCGGCGGCGGCGGCGGGGGUGCGGCCGGAGCUGGUGCGUGAGGCGGAGGUCAGCCUGCUGGAGUGCAAGGUGUGCUUCGAGAGGUUCGGCCACUGGCAGCAGCGGCGCCCGCGCAACCUGCCUUGCGGCCACGUGGUCUGCUUGGCCUGCGUCGCGGCCCUCGCGCACCCGCGGACGCUGGGCCUCGAGUGUCCCUUUUGCCGGCGGGCCUGCCGAGCCUGUGACACCAGCGAUUGCCUGCCGGUGCUGCACCUUCUGGAGCUCCUGGGCUCCACCCUCCACGCGUCCCCCGCUGCCCUUAGCACCGCCCCCUUUGCGCCGGGGGCUCUCACCUGCUACCAUGCCUUCGGCGGGUGGGGGACCCUCGUGAACCCCACAGGACUUGCACUGUGCCCCAAGACCGGACGGGUAGUGGUCGUGCACGACGGUAAGAGACGGGUCAAGAUCUUUGACUCUGGAGGAGGAGGUGCACACCAGUUUGGAGAGAAGGGGGAUGCAGCGCACGACGUGAAGUACCCACUGGAUGUCGCCGUCACGAACGACUGCCAUGUGGUUGUCACCGACGCUGGCGACUGCUCUCUCAAAGUGUUUGAUUUCUUUGGCCAGAUCAAGCUGGUUGUGGGAAAGCAAUUUUCCCUGCCUUGGGGUGUGGAGAUCACCCCUCACAACGGGGUCCUGGUGACCGAUACAGAGGCAGGGACUUUGCACCUGCUGGAAGCGGAUUUCCCUGAAGGGGUCCUUCGGAAGAUUGAGAGGUUGCAAGGUCACCUGUGCAAUCCCCGUGGGGUGGCAGUGUCAUGGCUCACCGGGGCCAUCGCGGUCCUAGAACAUCCUUGUGCCUUUGGUACGGCCGGCAAUAACAACACAAGGGUGAAGGUGUUCAACUCCACUAUGCAGCUGAUUGGCCAGGUAGAUAGCUUCGGGCUGAACCUCCUCUUCCCCUCUAAAGUAACGGCCUCUGCUGUGACCUUCGAUCGCCAAGGAAACGUGAUUAUUGCUGAUACUUCUGGGCCAGGCAUCGUAUGCUUGGGGAAACCUGAGGAAUUUCCAACCCUGAAGCCUAUAGUUACUCAUGGCCUCUCCCGGCCCGUAGCUCUGGCCUUCACCAAAGAGAAUUCUCUUCUUGUGCUGGAUACUGCAUCCCAUUCUAUAAAAGCCUUUAAAGUGAUGGAGGGCAAUGGAGGGUGAUGAGGAUCCUGAGGCCUGGAGUCAGAAAUCCUGGUAUCAUUGGGAGUGAGUCAGUAUGUCUCAUCUAUCUGGGCAGGGAUAAUGGUAACUGCCUGGCAAAAGCAGUUACUAAGGCAGUUAUUAAAGACUAAUAAUUAAAUUUGCCGCCUGUUCCCUUGUUAAGAAAUUUGCAAAUCUUAGCCUGUUUGCUCCUUAACACACAGUGAUGUUAAUUCCUAUUAUCAGCCCAUUUCAGAGAUGAGAAAACAGACCCAGAUCAUUCAAUAUGGUUUCUUUAGAGUUGUAUUAACUGGAACAGUUGGAUUCAGUUCUGGCCCCAAACACUUGCUCUUAUAUAUGUUGUCAGAUGUCAAAAAAAAAAAAAAAAAUUGUGAGCUGUGUCUUAUGUAUUGUUCUCCCUACAAGUCGAUAACUGGUUAAGUGCACAAAGAGACAAGAAAGGGAUCUCCAUGGAGAUUUUUAGGAGAAAAGGGAAGGUGUCCAUCACCUUCACCUGUGAGCUCCCCCAAAGGCUGGAUGAUAGUGUGUGCCAGAAUUCCAACACUUGGAAAGUGGAUCUACAGCUACCUACCUAAUUAGUUUGAGGCUAGGCUGGGCUACCUGAGGUAUGUUACCUCCUCCCUCUCCCCUCUCCCCUCCUUCCUUCUCUCUCUUCCUCUCUCGCUCUCCUUCCCUCCUUCCCCCAACUCUCUUCCCCUCCCUCCAUGGGCACUGGGCACUAUCUCUCAAUGAUGGUUUGAGGAAAAUCUGCUGAGCAGCUGCCAGCUAGCAUCAUGGGCGGAUGAGACUGUGUUAAUUAGAUGUUGCCCCAGCACACUGAUGGCAGAAGUGAUUAUGUUUGCUGUGUGGUGACUCUGCCACCUGAAGCGCUUCGUGAUGUUUUCUCUGUGCUGUUUGAAAUGUGAUUCAAACACUUCCUCGUCCUUCUAGAGUGCUGAGAACGUAUCCUGAGCUGAAGCACAGCCUUGACCAACGUGAGGGCUCCUCAGUGGUGUAAUUGAGGGAGGAGUAGGAGGAUAUUUGGGGUGAAGUGCGUCUUUGAGUUCAGGGCAGUUGGAAUGAUACCACAUAACUUCCACCUCUGAGGGAGUACGAAACUGUUUUCUGGGGGAUGCCUUUGAAGGUGAGAGUUUGCUUUAGAGAAGAACCGAUGGUGUGUCAAUAAAAUGGUAUCCAUUUACAGA
This is a messenger RNA of Mastomys coucha (southern multimammate mouse), 2467 nucleotides long. RefSeq names its product NHL repeat containing E3 ubiquitin protein ligase 1 (gene Nhlrc1). The transcript has a single exon. Gene Ontology annotation, biological process: proteasome-mediated ubiquitin-dependent protein catabolic process; negative regulation of translation; protein polyubiquitination. Lineage: Eukaryota; Metazoa; Chordata; Mammalia; Rodentia; Muridae. Gene Ontology annotation, molecular function: protein binding; ubiquitin protein ligase activity; translation repressor activity. The coding region runs from base 78 to 1283 and encodes 401 amino acids. The record is from RefSeq and is a predicted model, not a curated record.